AUGUCAGACAAAUGUUUUAUCGUGAUAGCAGGAACUAUGGAUAAUUUAUCAUUUCACUACGCCUGCUUCAUCGCUAUGAAUCUUUCCAGGUCAUUGCCGAAUUUUCACUUCAAAAAAAUUUGUAAAGAUGCAACAGAAUGGGAGGCUUGGAUUCGUGCAAUUUGCAAAUUGCACGGCUGGGAACACGCGAAACCUCCUUUGAUAUGGAAACAAUGCGGAAUAAGCGGUACCAAAGUCACUUACAUAGGUGAUGUCGACAAGUUUCGCGGACUCUUGCUUGAAUAUUACAAUAUACGUUUUGACCUUACGAGAGAGGAAUUGGAAUUAUUAAAAACGGAUCUGCUGCGCGUAAGCAAAUUGGCACACGAAGUAGAACGGAAAAUUGGCCGUUUAGAGACAGAGGACGAAUAUCGUCGUGUGACUAUUGUAGGCGCCGAUAGAUCGCUAUGCCUAGACCUAAUUCCUCAGUUAAUGACAGUAAAGGAGUUACAUUUGUCACGCGGAAUUGUUUUUAGUUUAUACGAUGAGCCAGAAAAUUUGUCUAAGCUUGAAAGGAUAACGAAUGAUAUAAAGAAUGUCGAUGAAAGUUUAAAUGCAAUAACGAUCAUACAAGAUAUAUCAAAUGGAUUACGCGACUGUGAUAUAUUAAUAUUUCUCGAGGAUAUAACAAGGGAAGAGUGUGAGGAACACGAUACUUGGUAUCAGAGGAAUUACGACCGUAUGAAAACAUUGUCAAAGCAAAUUAAUGAGUACGCCUCAUGUCACAUUAAGAUCGUAUUCUGCUCUACGGGUGCGACGUGCCUCUGCGCUACCAUCCUGCGGAAUCUCGUAGCAAAGCUACCCGAAACGAGUAUCGUUGUUGUUAGCGCUCAAUAUGGAUUAGAGGUGAUAGGUGAUAUCACGGAGUCUCUGGGCACGGACCGGCGGGAUUUCGGCUGUCCCCCGGUAUGGGGAUUUCUGGGCAUCAGUCAGUUUGUAGAUGUGUGCCAUAUGGUACAGAAGUGUAAUGCAUAUAGUCUGCGGAAUGGCGAUACUUUAGAAGCGAAGGAGAGCGUGACUUCGAAGUUGCUAGGGGUCGAGCAAGCCGAAUUAAAAUGGUUUUUUUCUUUCAAGGAUAAUAAAAAUCUAUACGAGGAUUAUCUACGGCGUAGGGUCACUACUCAACACCAAGCUAAUCCACAAAAAGAAAAUUUGCGAAAAUGCAGGGCCAUAUGUGAUCUAUUAAAAUUAUGGUACAAGGAAAGCGUCGGCGAUGAAAUCAUAGCUCUAGGAAUCUCGUCCGAUGGCAGUUUCGGUAUUCCGAGUGGAAUAGUGUUUUCACAGCCGGCAUGUUUGAAGAUUUCGGACGACGGUACGCGAGUUUGGGUGCCCUGCGACGAUUUUCCCUUGCCGGAUAUGCCUGUAUCAGUAUUUCGCAAUUUGAUCGCCACAGCCGUGGAAAUUACACGACGGCUAAUGAGCGCAGAUAAAAUAUAA
Messenger RNA from Temnothorax curvispinosus, 1476 nucleotides. Its product is annotated as putative malate dehydrogenase 1B. Gene Ontology annotation, molecular function: L-malate dehydrogenase (NAD+) activity. The record is from RefSeq and is a predicted model, not a curated record. The coding region runs from base 1 to 1476 and encodes 491 amino acids. Gene Ontology annotation, biological process: malate metabolic process; tricarboxylic acid cycle; oxaloacetate metabolic process. The transcript is spliced from 7 exons. NCBI's taxonomy places the organism in Eukaryota, Metazoa, Arthropoda, Insecta, Hymenoptera, Formicidae.